Molecule: messenger RNA, 2259 nt
Organism: Aureobasidium pullulans EXF-150
Lineage: Eukaryota; Fungi; Ascomycota; Dothideomycetes; Dothideales; Saccotheciaceae
Product: amino acid permease-like protein
Exons: 2
Coding region: 310-1992 (560 amino acids)
Biological process (GO): amino acid transmembrane transport
Cellular component (GO): membrane
Molecular function (GO): amino acid transmembrane transporter activity
Source: RefSeq, a predicted model, not a curated record
CUAUCCUGUCGACUUGAAUCGAUCUUGGAAUGGUCGAAGCAUAUCACACUCGAGGCCUGGCCGCGUCAAUCUGAUGCAACGAACCAGGGCUAGGGCGGCAAUCUUCCCGGAUCAUGGGGGCGGAUAAGAGGUUUACUCAGUGUAAUGAUGGCUGAGCCAAUAGCAUCGCACCGAAUGGUGAUGUAGAAGAGAUAGGCAUGUUGGUGUAUUGCGAUAGAGGAUAUCAAGGAUGGUGGUACAUAAAAGCAGAAGGCAAGUCCGCAGCUUUUUUACGUUAUCCUUUUUGUUUGACGCUUUUUUGGCUCAACAAUGUCUAUACACGCGCCAGAAACCAUUGCGAUGGGAAAUAUGGAGGAGAAAAAGAUUUCGCACGCUCAGGAGGGGUAUGUUGCCUCGGACGUCGAGAGUGGCACGAUUCUUCCUGAGUAUGAUCAAGACGGCCCACUCGAGUUCGAGGAGAAGAAGGAGCUCAAACGUGGUCUGAACCAGAGGACCAUUCAAAUGAUUGCAUUGGCCGGCACAAUUGGUACAGGUCUAUUCUUGUCUUCAGGGAAAGCCAUCUCUCGAGCUGGCCCGUUGGGUGCCUUCCUGGGUUAUACCUUCGUCGGCUUCCUGUGCUCAGGCGUUGUCAUGUCCAUCUCGGAGCUGAGCACUUUAGUCCCACUUAGUGGUGGUAUCACUCGCCACGCCGAAUACUUCGUCGACCCAGCCCUCUCGUUCGCAAAUGGUUGGAACCAAGUAUACGCCAAUCUUGUCAGUGUACCUGCUGAGCUCUGCGCUGCCGCCGUCUUGUUCGAGUUCUGGACAUCCAACGUCAGUAAUGCUGUCUGGAUUGUUGUUCUUGGAGUGUGCCUCAUUGGAUCCAACAUUGCCUUCGUCAGGAUCUAUGGUGAACUCGAAUUCACCUUCGCAACAUUGAAAAUUAUGCUCAUCAUUGGCAUCAACAUUAUGGCUUUAGUCAUUACCUGCGGCGGCGGACCUGAUCAUACAAGCAUUGGCUUCCAGUAUUGGGUAUCUCCAGGGCCCUUCGUUCAAUAUUUGGGCUACUCAGGCUCUUUGGGCCAAUUCCUUGGAUUUUGGACAACUUUCAGCAACGCUGUCUACUCAUACUCUGGCAUUCAAAACAUCUCGAUCGCUGCAUCUGAGACUCAGAACCCUCGCAGGAACAUACCGAUGGCAGCAAAAAGAAUCUUCGUCCGUGUUCUGCUGUUCUACGUUCUCACCAUAUUCAUGGUCGGUCUUGUGGUACCCUCAAACGACCCUCAUCUAUUGAAGUCCACUGGCACCGCCUCCCAAUCACCUUUCGUCAUCGCUGCCUCAAGAGCGGGCAUCAAAGUGGUUCCGUCCAUCAUCAACGCCGUCAUCCUAACCAGCGCCUGGAGUUCCGGAAAUGCUAGUAUGCUCGCCGGAUCUCGCAUUCUGUACGGUAUGGCCAAGGAAGGACGUGCACCAAAGAUUUUCACCAAGACCAACCGCUUUGGCAUUCCCUGGGUCUCGGUCAGCUUGUUCAGUAUCUUCUUGUGCCUUGCAUUCUUGUCGCUGUCCAAUGGAGCCAAUGUCGCCUUCACCUGGCUGCAAGAUUUGGUCUCUGUUGCCGCCAUGGUCGACUGGAUGGUCAUCUGCGGAGUAUACCUACGCUUCUACUACAGCAUGAAGAAGCAGAAUAUCUCGCGCAGUGAAUUACCAUGGGCUGCUCCCUUACAACCAUAUCUCGCAUGGGUGUCUUUGUUCUCCUUCGGCAUACUAUUACUCACGGGCGGAUAUGUCAGCUUCUUGCAUGGACACUGGGACACCGAGACCUUCAUUUCGAGUUACUUCAACAUUCCACUGUUCUUGAUCCUGUACUUCGGCUACAAGUUUGUCAAAAAGACGAGCAUCAUCCCGCUGGAAGCUUUGCCCAUCCGUCACUUCAUUGAUAUUGCAAAUGCAAACCCCGAGGCCCCUGAACCGCCAAAGGUGGGAUGGCACAAGUACAACUUCCUUUGGGAGUAAACUUAUUGUAUAUUGCCAGAUCAAAAUCAGACGUGGAGUAUAAGGGGCUUUGAAGUUUACAGAUGGAACAAGGGAUAGAUGAGUAGAUCACUGUACAAAUCCAUUCAGGACAAAGUUGAGUGCACCAUCAUAGGUGCUGAAUCUUGUCACUUUUAGCCAGCUCUCGCUAUCACAACGAAGGUCAUCCGGGUCGCAGGAACGCACAAUGCUUUUGAGAUCAAUACAGCCCUCCACAGACAAGCGCGGAGAUUUACACUCUCAGUGGAG